Molecule: messenger RNA, 3015 nt
Organism: Syngnathus typhle (broad-nosed pipefish)
Lineage: Eukaryota; Metazoa; Chordata; Actinopteri; Syngnathiformes; Syngnathidae
Gene: gabra4
Product: gamma-aminobutyric acid type A receptor subunit alpha4
Exons: 9
Coding region: 207-1880 (557 amino acids)
Biological process (GO): regulation of postsynaptic membrane potential; signal transduction; monoatomic ion transmembrane transport
Cellular component (GO): dendrite membrane; neuron projection; postsynapse
Molecular function (GO): benzodiazepine receptor activity; inhibitory extracellular ligand-gated monoatomic ion channel activity; GABA-A receptor activity
Source: RefSeq, a predicted model, not a curated record
AGCUAAAAUCCAGGCUGGAGGGAGGUGUGACCGGGCUGGAAGGUGCGUGCGUAUUUGGCGCGUCUGCGGCGGAGGAGAGACUGCAUGCGGCCGGGAGAACUUGCUCCCUCUGUGCGCCGCUCCAUCUGACCUCUCCUCCUUCUCCUCCCUGAAGAGGCACUUGGAAGUGAGGAGAUGUGAAGAAGCUUGAAGUAUGGCAUGCGAAGAUGCUUUCUGCCAAUACAAAGGCGCUGGCGACGACGAUGCACCCCGUUUUUAUGACUCUCUUAUACUUUUUCUCUUUGGCGACUUGUGUUAAGAACACCACAGGACAGACAAAGAAGGAUGAAAGGAUCUAUCCGGGGAAUUUUACGCGGAUUUUAGACCGACUUCUAGACGGUUACGAUAACAGACUGAGACCUGGAUUCGGAGGUCCCGUGACCGAGGUCAAGACAGACAUUUAUGUGACAAGUUUUGGUCCUGUCUCAGAUGUUGAAAUGGAAUACACAAUGGACGUGUUCUUUCGUCAGACGUGGGUAGACCGCAGGUUGAUGUAUGAGGGUCCGAUUGAGAUUUUAAGGCUCAAUAACUUGAUGGUGACCAAAGUUUGGACGCCAGACACUUUCUUCAGGAACGGCAAGAAGUCAGUGGCCCACAACAUGACGGCGCCCAACAAACUGUUCCGGAUCAUGAAGAACGGGACCAUUCUCUACACCAUGAGAUUGACAAUCAGUGCAGAAUGUCCCAUGAAGCUUGUGGACUUCCCGAUGGACGGACAUGCGUGCCCCCUCAAGUUUGGAAGCUAUGCCUAUCCCAAAACAGAGGUGAUCUAUACUUGGACCAAAGGGCCCGAGCACUCCGUGGAGGUCCCUCCGGAGUCGUCAAGCUUGGUUCAGUACGAUCUCAUCGGCCAGACGGUCUCCAGCGAAACCAUUAAAUCCAUCACAGGUGAAUAUGUGGUGAUGACGGUCUUCUUCCACUUGAAACGGAAAAUGGGCUACUUCAUGAUUCAGACGUAUAUCCCUUGCAUAAUGACAGUAAUCCUCUCCCAAGUGUCCUUCUGGAUAAAUAAAGAGUCGGUCCCGGCGCGCACAGUUUUCGGUAUCACCACGGUGCUGACCAUGACGACUCUCAGCAUCAGCGCUCGCCACUCCCUCCCCAAGGUGUCGUACGCCACGGCCAUGGAUUGGUUUAUUGCGGUCUGCUUCGCCUUCGUUUUCUCUGCCCUCAUCGAGUUUGCUGCUGUCAACUACUUCAACACGCAGCUCGAGCGGGCUAUAAAGAAGCCGGCCAAAUGCCCGCCUGUACCUCAAACCACGCCAGUCAAGGUCAAGGACACGGAGGAGGUGCUGCAGCAGAACCCAGACACCAACGGUAACCUGAGGAAGCGCAUGAAUUACAUUUGCCACCAAGACUUGCGCAAUCACCAGCGAGCCCAGUCCACGAGCAACAUUUCAGGAGUGGGCCGAGCCCGACCGCCGAGACCUUUAAACAGCGGCGUCAACAGCAGCUCGCCCACCCUCUCCCGCUCCAGCCCCAAACCCGAGAGCGUGCUCAGCGAGGCUUCGUCAACGGAAGUCAAACAGCUUGUGAAAAACACGCCCCUGGCUGCGUCAUCCACGCCAGACGUGACGGUAGGGACGCCGUGCAAGACGCAAAACGCCGCCGCCGCUUCCUUGCAUCAUCUGCUGGGGCCCAAACUGGAGCACCUCCAGAUGAUGGGGAACAAAGCGGAGCUCAAACAGACUCCGUGCUCCCAGCCCAGCGCUGCCGGGAUGGGCGGAACCAGCAAAAUUGACAAGUAUGCACGGAUCCUCUUUCCAGUGUCCUUUGGAGCAUUUAACAUGGUUUACUGGGUGGUUUACUUAUCCAAGGACAGCAUGGUGGCCAAAGGAGGCUAGACUCUGGCAACAAGCAUGAAGCACCAUUUUGCUUCACAGAUGGGAAGCCAAUAAGGAAUUAAAGCUGCCAAAACCAGAACAGACGUACCUUCAUAUCCCGAGAGAACACAUGUUUUUAUUAACAGCGAGCAUGGGAACAUAUCAACCAAAUUAUGAAAUAUUUCAUUCGCUGUAAGGAUGAAAACUAGCCCACUGGACGAUGCUUUUCUCCUCUUUUCAUCUUGUGUAUUUAAAGGUCUUCACUGGAGUCGAGAUAACGCAUGAUAUUUUUCUAUCCUGCAUCUGUGUGGAUGUGUGCACCGCCAUUCUAAAACUGUAAAUAGGUUUAUUUGUACAAACUGAUUUGAUUAAUCACAGUGUACUGACAAUUGAGUAUUAAGACCUUAUGAAAGCAAGUCUUUGUAAUGGGAAAAAGAGUUCAGGGUUUCUGGUUUCGUGACCAGGGUAAAUUCGCGCGAAUGCCGAUUAGACCCGAAGUUGCUACAUUUUUAAAGGGGCACGGGGUGUUAAUAGAGCCUAGGAUGUUAAGAGCGAGCAUUAAUACUAGACGGAUGAUCUCAAUCUAUAGUCAAUCAAUGGAAAACAAGAAUUAGGAGAUCUUGCAGACAGAAACUUGUAAGGUCUCAUUUUUCAUUAAUAUUCCAAUAAGCUUCUUUCCUAAUAGCAAUGGCAAUUGACUGCGUAGUCAAGAAUUGUGCAAGGGUUUAACUCACGUCACGUGAUUUAACAGCACAAACGGCUUGUGGCUAAUCCAUCACUGCAACAAUAAAGUUUUUAGCGGAGUGACUGUUUUGUAUUAAUUUGGAAAUUCUAUCAUUCAUACAUCUAAAUGCAGUGGUGCCUUGAGAUAGAAGCUUAAUUUGUUCAGAUUAUGACUUAAAUAAACCUUUCCCAUUGACGUUAAUGUAAAUGUCAAUAAUCUGUUCAAGCCUCCUAAAAAAACAUGUUUUUAAACAAGAAAAAUAUACAUAUAUAUAUAAUUUCAGAAUGUAAGGAAUGAAACCGAAUGAAAUCGUUUUUACCACGAUUUUUGCUUCAGGUUAGCGGACAUUUUGCUGCUCCUUCUGCUGUGUGCGCUUUGACCACCUGGGGGCAGUAGUAUUUCUGCUUUUUAUAAUCAGCGGUAUAAAAAAAA